UGAGGUUUUGUUUUCAUUCAUAAUUAAAAUUAUUUUUUUUAUAAAUUUUAAUUAUUUUUUAGAAUUUUUAAAGUUAGGAAUAUGAAUUAGGGAGGGAAAUUUAGUGAAAAGAUUGUGAUUUCGACCAUUUGUUUCGGCUUGCAGUUGAUUCGAGACGCUACAAGGAGAUGAGACAUGGGAAUCUGCCUCUCAACUAUGCACAGCUGAGUUCUCUCCUCUCCCUCUGUGGUCGGGAUGCCAAAUGUCGUCUCGGCUCAUCGCUUCACGCUGCUAUCAUCAAAAAUGCCGACCAUUUUAGCUUCGACGGCUGUAGCAAUCAUCGCUACGUCAUGGUUGUGUGGAAUGCGCUGAUCUCCAUGUACUCCAAAUGCGGCCUGCUGCUUGAUGCAACGAAGGUGUUUGAUCAAAUGCGGUACAGAGACUCGAUUUCUUGGAAUUCGGUCAUCUCAGGCUGUUUGAUUAGGAAUGAUUGGGAACGAGGGUUCCGGUACUUCAGGGAUAUGCGGCGCUCUGCGAUCGGGAGUUGCGACCAUGCGACCUUCACGACUGUUUUGUCGAUAUAUGUGGAAAUGGAACUCCUUCUUGGGAUCACAAUGGUGCAUGCUUUGACGAUUCGUAGUGGUUACGAGCAGGCGACUUCAGUAGGGAAUGCUCUCAUAAGUGCGUACUUCAAACAUAGGUGCUCGAAUUCAGCACAAAAGGUGUUUGACGGAAUGCUGGAGAGAAAUGUCAUAACAUGGACCGCUAUGAUUUCUGGACUCGCUCAAAGCCUAAUGUGCAAGGAGAGCCUGGCGCUGUUUCAACAUAUGCGUCGUGUUGAACAAGCUAAUUCUUUGACAUACUCAAGUUCACUACUUGCAUGCUCUGGGUUGGUUGCCCUUCAUGAAGGACAACAGAUUCAUGGGCUCAUAGUGAAGUCUGGGUUUCUCACGGACCUGUGUGUUGAGAGCGCUCUAAUGGAUUUGUACGCAAAAUGUGGCAUGAUGGAAGUUGCACUUCAGCUCUUUCAGGCUUGUAAACAUCCUGAUGAUGUCUGCCUCACGUUGAUUUUAGUUGGUUUGUCACAGAAUGGAUUGGAGGAAAAAGCAUUUAAGCUUUUUGCUGAGAUAGUUGGGUCCGGGAUGGAGAUGGACGCAAACAUGUUCUCAGCUGUGUUGGGUGCAUUUGGUCCCUCUGCACCCUUCUCUCUAGGCAAGCAAAUACACUCGUUGGCCGUUAAGAAGUCUUUGGGAUCGAAUGUUUUUGUUUCCAAUGGGCUGAUCAACAUGUAUGCCAAAUGUGGCGAAUUGCAGGACUCCUCCAAAAUUUUUAAACAAAUGGAGAUUAAGAAUUCAGUGUCAUGGAAUUCAAUUAUAGCAGCCUUUGCCUGUCAUGGUCAUGGUUCAGAGGCACUUCGGCUAUACGAGCAUAUGAAAGCAGAAGGCAUGGAGCCGACAGAUGUCACGUUCUUAUCCUUGCUUCAUGCAUGCAGUCAUGUUGGUUCUAUCGAGAAAGGUAUGGGCUUCUUAAAGUCGAUGUCCUUGGAUCAUGGAAUCAUGCCAAGGAUGGAACAUUAUGCCUGUGUCGUGGACAUGCUGGGUCGAGCCGGACUUUUGGAUGAUGCCAAGAGGUUCAUAGAAGAUCUACCUUUGAAUCCUAAUGCUCAUCUUUGGCAGGCACUGCUUGGUGCUUCUAGCAUUCAUGGAAAUCUGGAAAUGGGAAGAUAUGCAGCAGAGCACUUGCUUCUCAUUGCACCAGAAUGCUCCGCUGCUUAUGUGCUGUUGGCAAAUAUAUAUUCAUCCGACGGGAGAUGGGAAGAACGAGCUAGAAUUUUGAAGAUGAUGAAGGAGAUGGGGGUGAAGAAGGAUACAGGAUCAAGUUGGAUUGAGGUUGAGAAGGAGGUUCACAUUUUUGUUGUGGAAGAUAGGGUUCAUCCCCAAGCUGGGCUCAUCUAUGAGGUAUUGAACGAGUUGGUUGCACUCAUUAGAGAUCAGGAGCAUGUGCUGCAUAAAAGGUCUCAGCUAUAUGGCAUCAAAAUGUAGGAAGGUAGAUUGUUAUUAUGGGAGAACUUGGAGAUGUAACCUGUAGCUGUCACAUCCUUGGAGAAGGGCAAAAACUAUGUUAUCUUGAGAUACUUGGCCAUCAAAAUACAUGCCGGAGAAACAAUAAGAUUAUAGAAGUGCUAUCUCUACAGAUUGGGUUAGAUGGAAUCUCGAAACAGAUUGUCUUGGACAGGAUAUUGAGGUGGCAGAUUAUAUUGGAUGAGAGAACUCAUUUGUCCAGUCAAGUCUCAAACUAAAGAUUUGAUACUCGACUUUUGCCAAUGAUCUACUUCUCCAUAAGAGUUAAGACUCCAGUAUUCUUGUGAAUUCUUUUGAAGUUUUCUGUGAUUCAUCAGGGUUAUCUGCAAAGUUUGAGAAAAGCAAGUCUUUCUGUGCUCGAAGCGGAAAACUGGUGAAAAAUUAGUAGAGAAAAAAUAAUUGCAGAAGCGAGAAGAGUGCCAUUAAUCUCCCUGAUUUUGGUACUGCAGGCUGCAAAAGUUAGUAGAGAAAAAAUAUUGCAGAAGUGAGAAAUUGGGUUGGAAGUGCUCUCUUUUUGCUGACACACUCUGCUGUCGAAUGGAAUAGAUCUGCUGUCUUAUAACUUACAAGCUGUUUUGAGUAAUUGUGGUGCAUCUUUAGAAAAGCAGUAUCGCUUGAGGUUAAAUGGAUUCAUGAUCUGCAUGCAUAUCAGAGAACUCCAAGUCCAAGUUAUCCACAUGUGGUCUCGGAAGAAUAUGAAGGAUGAAGGAGGUUUUAACUGAAGCACAGGAAAUGUAAGGGGAGAAUUUCUAGCAUGAUUGCUGGAUGGAAGAUGAGGCAAUUGGACUGAAAAAUGAUCAUUCUGUUGUUGCAGAAGCUGAGAUGAUUGUUAGUUGCAAAUCGUACUCGUCUUUUGCCAUGUCUACAAAUUCAAAAACGCCUAUCAUCAAAACUGAAGCUGUUGGGAAGAUUUGGGUGUCACAGGAAUUGUCUGAAGCGAGCGCUGGUUCUAUGGUUGGCAGUAGAGGCUCAAUGGAGUUCUUGUUCCAUUUUGACAUUACGAAGCUGACGUGUAGCUUUUUUCCAUUGCAGAUGUAAACCUUGGAAGGAAGCAAUUGAGGCAAUUCUAUGGUUCAGAUCAGUUGAUUCUCUGGUACAAGACAAAAAAGAACACUGAGCAGAAGUAGAAACCUGUUUUAUUAGCAGCUGUUGUUUGUAUGAAUCGUGACAAAGAAAUCGUAGAUUAUCUUCAGAAGAGAGCUCAAGAGUAAUGGCGUGAUGCAUCAAGUAAUCUCCUACAGCCCAUGUUUGUUUAAUCUUGUGAAUCCACAAACUUCAUUUCAUACUUUGCUCUAUUGGGCUGUUGGGGAAAAUGAUCUAUAACAUUUUUUUCAUUUGAUAGUUCA
This is a messenger RNA of Musa acuminata AAA Group (dessert banana), 3406 nucleotides long. Its product is annotated as pentatricopeptide repeat-containing protein At3g05340-like. NCBI's taxonomy places the organism in Eukaryota, Viridiplantae, Streptophyta, Magnoliopsida, Zingiberales, Musaceae. Bases 168 to 2021 code for a protein of 617 amino acids. The record is from RefSeq and is a predicted model, not a curated record. The transcript has a single exon. Gene Ontology annotation, biological process: RNA modification. Gene Ontology annotation, cellular component: intracellular membrane-bounded organelle. Gene Ontology annotation, molecular function: RNA binding; protein binding.